CGUUCCUGGACAUUCAGUGGAAUUUUAUAUUGCGGACAUUUUAAUAAUUAUAGUGAAUUUCGGACACUUUGGACUCUGUGUAGUGAACUGAUGUGAUUAAUCUUGAUUUUGUUGUGAUCUGAGACUCAUAUAAGUGCUCAAUCUUUACAAAAUCGCGGCCAAUGUCAGCAGGCGUGUCAGAUCAGCGGAUGAAAGGGCAAGGGAACCAAGUGACAAAUGCACCGAAAGAGCACCAGUUAGAGAGCGGCGGCGACGAGUUGGCGGAGGUGUCAUGGCGUCACCCGCAGCAACCGUCCUAUGCACCACCCAUCUCGUCUGCUGCCGACCCCUACAGCGCGGCAGGUUAUUACGGUACAACAGCACUUCCUUUUCAAGCUUUUGGAGUCGGGGAUGGGACUUGGUCCACCAAUGGAACAGACCCGAUGACUUUCCUCGGAGGAUACAAUCCUCACGAUUCUUAUGGAAUGGAUGGUAGUGUAUUCGGGCCAUCAAAUACGCCCUUUUCAACUGCCGCAUUCGGGCAGCCAGCUUCAACAUUUAAUUAUUUCCAUGGUAAUGGCGAUUACUCAACUUGGGGUCAAUUAGGUCGUGCAAAACAAUAUGACGAUUACUACAGAGCUGAUGGACUAUAUGUACCCGAUGGAAUUAAGGCGGUGGACGCGGGAGUGCAGGCACUCUCGCUCGACCAUUCUAAGGAUAAAGAUCGCGCCCCCGAGCUUAAAGACGUAUCGAGUGGAAUGCAACCCAAAAAGAUGACUUGGGCGUCAAUCGCCAGUCAGCCGGCUAAACCCGCCCCUUCCUUACAAAGCAGUGGGUUGAAAAAGAAAGGCCCUGGCAUGCCCCCUCCACCUAUAGUGCCUGGUAAGCACAAUAUGGACAUCAACGCAUGGGAUGCCGGCAAGAGCGCACCUGUCGUCACCGCACCGCCUCCGCCGCAAAUGCAACCCCCACCUGUACCUGUACCAGUGCCGAUGCCCGCACCGGCGCCUGCGCCAGCCCCUAUGCAACGUGGCCCGCCGCCUCAACACCAGCCUCCAGCCGGCUGGGCACAUGCACCUCGUGCACCACCACCACACAUUCAACACCAACCGCGGCCGCCCAUGCCCGCGCCACCGACCGUAGCCCCACCGCCUGCGCCACCCGCGGGCGCCCAAGCACACCCAGUACUCGAUGAACUGCGUGUCAAGAAUGAUUACAAUCCAAAAGAGUUCGAUCUGAGUGCCCCACUCGCACGAUUCUUCGUCAUCAAAUCGUAUUCUGAGGAUGACAUCCACCGCAGUAUCAAGUAUGAGAUUUGGUGCAGUACUGAGCACGGCAACAAGCGAUUAGACGCCGCUUUCCGCGAACGUGAGAGGGAGGGCGGAAUGGUCUAUCUAUUUUUCUCUGUGAAUGGUAGUGGCCACUUCUGCGGGAUGGCGCGUAUGAUGAGUGCCGUCGACUACAAUUCUAAUUCGAGUGUGUGGUCACAAGACAAGUGGAAGGGACAGUUCCGCGUGAAGUGGAUUUAUGUGAAGGACGUUCCAAAUGUGCAACUGCGUCAUAUCAAAUUAGAGAAUAACGAAAAUAAACCAGUCACGAACUCUCGCGACACUCAAGAGGUCCCACAUGCAAAGGGCCUGCAGGUGUUACGUAUUAUGCAUAGUUACUGCCAUUCUACUUCUAUUUUUGACGACUUCAUUCAUUACGAGAGGCGUCAAGAAGAGGAAGAUUCUCGUAAAGUACCGCCUCACCCUCAGGAGAACAGUCGUGACGAUCAUGAGGGAGGCGGACGCGGAUAUCGUCCGUACCGCGAUUAUCGUGACCAUCGUGAUGGCCGAGAUGGGCGUGACCGCGAUGGACGUGACGGGCGUGACGGGCGUGAUGGGCGUGAUGGGCGCGAUGGGCGCGAUGGGCGCGAUGGACGCGAUGGACGCGAACACCGCGACGGACGUGAGUUACGCGACCAUCGCGACACUCGCGACUCGCGCGACGUCCGCGAUCAUCGCGACGACCGUGAUGGCAGGGAUAAUCGUGAUCACAGCUACCGUGAUCGUGAUUCUAAUAAUUAUAGACCUCACCAUAAGGACCGAGAUGGCUCUCGCGGCCGUGGCCGUCCCCGAAAUUAAUUGAACUUGAUAUGCGAGGACUAGCUUCUCCCCAUAGACAACUGGAGUUAAAAUUGGUACAGCACUGCACACCAGAUGUGUGUUUAGCAUACAUCGACGAGGAAGUCCUUUAUCAACGUGACCUAACGUCGAUGCGUUACUCCCUGAACAAUUAUAAUGUAACAUAGAGUUUUAUUUUAAACAGUGCUUCACUAACGAAAAACUUUCAACAAAUUAAAAUGUGCUAAAUAUUUUAUACCGAAAGAACGUUUAAUUAAACAAACGCCUAGUGAACAGAACGUUAACUAUAUAUGUACCAAACACUCGUCAUGCGUCGGUUUCGCGUCCCAUGGAAACGAGUAGAAUUGUGGACUUUAUUUCAAAUUCGUGGACUGAAUCAAUGUAAUUUUUAUAACUAGGAAAUUCUGUGGUGAGAGGAGUUGAUCCUUUUGACUAGGGACUGGAGAAGGGUAAUCAGGAUGACAUGAAUAUCACUCAUUUCUGCUGAUCAAGUGAAGUGUUAGAAUGGUACCAUGAUCAUCAGUGUCUGAAAUGAAAUGUAAUGAAAACGUUGUUAGAUAUAAUAACUGUGGUGAUGAAUUGUAACUUUUAUAUUGCAGACAAAUUGUAAUCAAAUGAGGUGUGGACAUUUUGUAUACAUUUUUUUAAUACCAACUGAAGGACAGUUUUGUAAGUGCGUUCUCUCGUGGCAUUGAGUUCAGUUUUACUUCAUGUACUAAAUGGUUUCACAUUUAUAAAUUAUUC
Molecule: messenger RNA, 2849 nt
Organism: Hyposmocoma kahamanoa
Lineage: Eukaryota; Metazoa; Arthropoda; Insecta; Lepidoptera; Cosmopterigidae
Gene: Ythdf
Product: YTH domain-containing family protein 3
Exons: 6
Coding region: 162-2105 (647 amino acids)
Biological process (GO): mRNA destabilization
Cellular component (GO): cytoplasm
Molecular function (GO): N6-methyladenosine-containing RNA reader activity; mRNA binding
Source: RefSeq, a predicted model, not a curated record